Molecule: messenger RNA, 1236 nt
Organism: Ramularia collo-cygni
Lineage: Eukaryota; Fungi; Ascomycota; Dothideomycetes; Mycosphaerellales; Mycosphaerellaceae
Product: related to cat eye syndrome critical region protein 5 precursor
Exons: 2
Coding region: 1-1236 (411 amino acids)
Biological process (GO): glycerophospholipid biosynthetic process
Cellular component (GO): mitochondrion
Source: RefSeq, a predicted model, not a curated record
AUGGCCGCUUGCUCACCUUGGUUCUCGGCCUCAAGAGGUCAUUGUCUUCUUGCAGCGCGCAGAACAUUCGCAUUCCCUACAGCAUUUCCAUGUGUUCCUCCAAAACAAUGGCGGCGGUCCCUGCAAACCUCAGCGCCAACUACCAAAGCCCGCAUUCCUGACUUCGCAUUUGCAUUCGACAUCGACGGCGUCCUCCUCCGCUCUUCCGCCGCCCUCCCCGGCGCCACCAAAACCCUCCGCUAUCUCCAAUCUGAAGGCAUUCCCUUCAUCCUCCUCACCAAUGGCGGCGGCAAGUCCGAAGCAGAGCGCGUGGCCGAUCUUCAGGACAAACUCGACGUCCCGCUCUCGACUGACAUGUUCAUUCAAUCACACACUCCGUUCGCCGACAUGGACCACCAUCAUGGAAAGACGGUCCUCGUCUGCGGAGGAGACUAMGACAAAUGCCAUAAGGUCGCCGAAGGAUAUGGUUUUGAAAGUGUGGUAACGCCUGGAGAUAUCGUCACCGCAUACCCGGAUAUCUGGCCAUUCGCAAAGGUCUUCAAGGAGUACUAUGCGGGGUUCGCCAAGAACUUGCCUGGACCGAUUGCAACAAGCCUCGAUGACUUGAAGGAGAGGCUGAAGAUCGAUGCCAUCUUCGUAUACAAUGAUCCUAGAGAUUGGGGUUUGGAUGCGACUAUCAUCUUGGACACAUUACUUUCGCAUCAGGGAUACCUGGGGACCAUGUCACCUAAGAACGGAGACCAGAGUCUGCCGAACAAUGGGUACUUGCAGGAUGGACAACCGCCGCUUUACUACAGUAAUCCGGAUCUUUGGUGGGCGGCUUCUUACCAUCUUUCUCGACUUGGCCAGGGAGGUUUUGCGGCUGCCUUCGAUGGUUUGUGGAAGGAGUCCACUGGUGGGGCAAAGCUUUUGGGAAAACAGUUCUUUGGCAAACCUCAUCAGGGUACCUACGAGUUUGCUGAGCGCACUCUAUUACGGCAUCGCAAGGCGCUCUUUGGGCAAGUUGGACUGAACGAUCCGUUGAAGAAGGUGUACAUGGUCGGCGACAACCCAGAGAGCGAUAUCGCUGGCGCCAACAACUUCAAGUCGACCCAUGGAUGCAAGUGGACGAGCAUCCUGCUCAAGACGGGUGUGUAUCAAGAAGGAACAGAGCCAAGCCAUAAGCCGGACGUUAUCGUGCAAGGCGUGGCGGAUGCCGUGCAGUGGGCUGUGGAGGAUGCAAAGAAGGGCAUGUAA